Messenger RNA from Arachis ipaensis, 3484 nucleotides. NCBI's taxonomy places the organism in Eukaryota, Viridiplantae, Streptophyta, Magnoliopsida, Fabales, Fabaceae. The record is from RefSeq and is a predicted model, not a curated record.
ACAGGUUUCCACUACGCUAGCUCCAUAAUCAACUUCACGUUUUCCUUUCUUCUCUUCAAACCUGCUACUACUAUUAUAUUAUUGAUUAUAAUAUUUAUUUAUUAUUAUUAUAAUAUUUAUUUAUUUAUUUAUUUAUAAUUUUAUAUUAUUUCCUUUUCUGUGUCGUUUCGGGCUUCAUGGCUCUGCGUCGUUUUCCCUCUAGUUUCCACGCACGUAUCUUCUUCUUCGUCUUCAUUUUUUUCCACCUUCACCGCAUGUAUUACAAAGAUUCCUCCACUUUUACUCUAAACUCUCGAACUAACUUUACUUUUUUAGUUUCAAUUUCAAAACAAACGAGAAAAUAAGCCUUCUUUUGAGGUUUUUAUAUAGAUAUAUAUUAUUUUGGCUAGAUUUGGUGACUAGAUCUCGAACUAGGGUUUCAGUAGGUCGUCGUUGUGAUACUCAUCAAACGUAUGAUAAUUAAGGGAGCCUUGGGCGCUUCUAGUUGGGUAGUAGUGGAGGUUGUUCUUCAAUGAUGUUGAUUCAAUCAUUGUUAUUGCCGACAAAAGCGGAUUGGGACAUUGCACUGUUUGGUGGGGGGUGAAAAAAAGAAAAGCAUCAUCACCAUCAUCAUGUUGGAGCUGUUUUGUGAUUUUUGUGUUUGAUGUAGGAAGUGAGAAUUUGAGAAAGAAAAGAAAGGCUCUAUAGGGUGAAAGGACUUAAAGUGUAUAUGGUUUUUUGGAUGGUAGUGAAACUUGGUAGGUUGGAAUGAGUGGCUUAAGGCCUGAUCAUCAGUCUCCUCAUCAUGUAGCACAGCAAAUUCGGCGUGAUAAAUUGAGAGUCCAGAACAUUUCUCACCAUCCACAAUCACAGGAUUUCCCCAACAAUUUGGAACAAUUCAACUUGGAUCUUCUUCAAGUAAGGAAUGUUAGAAAUGCACACAACAUGCUUGAUGAUGAGCCUCACCCACCACCACCAGGUGUUUAUUCAUCACAAGUGUCCAAUUUCUUAUCAACGCCUUUGAACCCUUUGGAGUAUCACGAACUAGCUACUGUUGCAGCAGCUGAACAACCUAGUAGUAGUUGCAGUAGGGUAAUGAUGCAUCAAAGUGAACUGCGCAGUUUGGGGAAUUGGAGAAGCAGUGCUAACAGUAAUCAAGGGUGUGAUUGGUUUGUAAAUUAUGCAUCAGGAAGCAGUUCUAUGGCUAAUAAUGAAAGCAAUAAUCCCAACACUACUACUCAUUUGGCUACUGAGAUGAAUAAUGUGUCUUAUAACCAGCACUAUGAGAAGCCUAGUUGUUACAAUGAAUUCACAGAUGUAAUUGCUAAUAGAGAAAUUCAGAAGCAAUUGGGAGGAGGAGUACUUCAUCAUCCUUCUUCUUCAUCAUCGAUGUCGCCUUUUUAUCAGAAUACUUUGCAGGAUAUUGUCAAGUCCGCUUCUAUAAGUGCGCAAGGAUCAGACAACAUGGCCUCAUUGAUGCAGCAACCUGGCCAUGGAAUUUGGGUUGGAGAUGGUAGUGGACUUGACCUUCAUCCAAGCUAUGGAAACCAACCGAAUCAAUUUCGUUGCGCCGGUGGUAAUCCUUGGACGAAUCGAACAGUUGACAACGCCCUUCGAUGGAAUAGUAGUCCACUUGGUUUCAUAGACAAGAAGGAUGAUGAACACUCUGGACGACCUCUAAUGAGCAAUUCGAAUCCUCAGAACUUGUCUUUAUCACUGUCAUCAAAUUCACAAUCAAAGACUUCUGUGUCUCAAUUUGAGCAAGUGUCUGCAUCUGAUGAUCUUCAAUGUAAGGAUCCUCAGUACAUGAAGUAUGUAAGAGCUUUCAUGAAGCCAUCUAUAGUUUCAAGAGAUUCUGGGAAAUCACCUCAAGAUCCAGUGGGGGUGCCUUCAAGCACUAGCUAUAGGAAUGUAGGUCCCCUUGGCCCUUUCACUGGUUAUGCUACUAUUCUCAAGAGCUCAAGGUUCUUGAAAUCAGCACAACAGUUAUUGGAUGAGUUCUGCCGUAUAUCUAGUCCAAGAUUUUCAAAAUCACGUGAUGUCACACAAAGGUUAUCUGGAGAAGCUAGUGCUUCUACUUCUACUGAUGUUAUCACUGUCGAUAAUCAAACUGAGGCUGCAGCAAAAGAAGGUAGCAAUUCAGGUUCUUCAUCUUCUAUGUUCCAUGGUGCAAAUGAGAAUAAAGCAGAUUGGGGAACCGGGAGUGGUUCUUGUCUAUCUCCUCGGCCAGAUUACCAACAAAAGAAGGCAAGGCUCCUUUUCAUGCAAGAGGAGGUUACAAGGAGAUACAGGCAGUACCAUCAACAAAUGCAGAUGGUUGUUUCAUCCUUUGAGUCAGUAGCAGGUCUUAGUUCCGCCACUCCUUACAUCUCCUUGGCUCUUAAGUCGGUAUCGAGGCACUUCAAGUGCCUCAAAAAUUCCAUCUCAGAUCAGCUCAAACAUAUAAGUGAAGUGUUGGGAGAGGAUUUCUCAGUACCAAGAACCAGUACUUGUGGUAAAGAUGACACCGCUAGCAUGGGAAGAUUAAGUUGCAUGGACCAAAGCUUUCAAAAGAACAAAUCUGGGAGGGGUGGCACCGGCCUUGUUGAACCCCAGCAACAUGUCUGGAGGCCCCAAAGAGGCUUGCCGGAACAUUCUGUGGCAAUUCUCAAAGCAUGGUUAUUUGAGCAUUUUCUUCACCCUUACCCCACAGACACUGAUAAACACAUGUUGGCAACACAAACAGGUCUUUCACGAAACCAGGUGUCGAAUUGGUUCAUCAAUGCUCGAGUCCGAGUGUGGAAGCCAAUGGUUGAGGAAAUACACAUGCUUGAAACAAAAGGCACAACAGGUGCCAACAAGAACAACAACAAUCACCCUGGUACUGAAAAUGAGAGAGCUUGUGUUAAUGAAGAUGGUUCCAGCAGCCAACAGCAUAGAGUAAUGGAGGGGACUCAAAGCAAGUUCGACAUGCAUUCUUUGAUUCCUGAGAACCAACAGCAGUCUCACGAGUGUAUGGAACUUGAAAUGGAGUCAACAACCAAUGAAGAACAAUGGAGCCAAGAGAAGAGGUCUAAAUUGGAAUGUGAGAUGAGUUCAACAAGCAUGGAUGAAGGGUCACUCAUGAUGGGUUUUAUGCCAUAUAGCAGGCGUGAUCAUCAGGUUGGUGGGCUUGGAUCUGUGUCACUAACAUUGGGUCUAAGGCAUGGUGUUGAAGCUGUUGUGCAAAACCAACAGCAACAACAACAGUUACAAGAGGAGCAGCUUAGGCGUCACUUUGGAGGACACAUGAUCCAUGAUUUUGUGGGCUGAUUUUAAUUAUCUUAAUUACAUCAAUAUAUUAUUAUUAUUAUUAUUAUUGUAACUAAUUAACAAGUUGAGAUAUUAAUUAGAACACACCCUUUGCUAUUAUUGUUGUCACGUGUUAGUGAUAUGACAAACGAAAAUUUGUUACCACCAUUAUAUUUGCUUGAAAAGGAAAGGGAAGUGCUUUAUAUGGGAAUUGUAGAGAAUGUGUUUGUAGUCA